Molecule: messenger RNA, 1435 nt
Organism: Cornus florida
Lineage: Eukaryota; Viridiplantae; Streptophyta; Magnoliopsida; Cornales; Cornaceae
Exons: 5
Coding region: 146-1102 (318 amino acids)
Source: RefSeq, a predicted model, not a curated record
UCUUAAACCCAUCUUACAUCCUCUUCUUUUUAUUCUCUCUCUAAUACAUCAUUCCAUUCUUCAAAAGCCCAGUUCUGUUGCUUUUCAAAAUAUAUAUCUCUCUCUAAAAAAAACUCUGUUCUAAAAAGCUCUGUUCAUCUGUGGUAUGGCUGUUGACUUCCAAGAUAGAGAAACUUUUUUUCCUUCUUCAAGGUUGUUCACCCAGGACGAGUCAAGCUCUACUGAGUCUGAAUCCAUGUUAAACGGGUUUGGUUCAUGUGGGUCUUCUUCUUCGGGUUUGAGCACGGUCGGUUCCGAGAUGAGCUCAACGAAAACAGAGAACGAUGAGGACGAUUUCAUUGCUGAUCUGACUCGUCAAAUGGCUGAAUACAUGCUUCACGAAGACGAUGAAAACGCAGCUCCAGAUGCUCUAUCUGUCAAACCUAAGUGUUCUGAUUGCAACUUGGCCUCUAAAGACCUCCACAUGUUCACUCCUCAUAAAGCUAAACCAUACUCUGCUCAUUUCAAAAACUCUACUUUUAAUCAGUUUGAUGAGUUGAAAGAUCAACGGCCUAUGGAACAACAAGGCUCUGUUUGUUGGGGAGGACGAGGAAACGUGUAUGAGUUAACUCAGCGAGUGAAGCCCAAGCAACAACUUCACAACCGUAUAGAAAACCAAGUCAGGGCAUGCGGGUUUGGUAAUGGUGGAAGGGUUCGUCCACAACAACAAGCCGGGUCGGGCAUGAGAGCUGUUUUCCUUGGAAAGUCCGGUUCCAAAAGUGGAUCCUGUGGGACCGGAGUUUUCUUGCCACGUGGAACCAGUAGUACAUCAGAAACCCAAAAGAAAUCAGCAUGUUCGACGGUUCUUAUACCAGCAAGAGUAUUGCAGACCCUAAAACUCCACUUUGACGAUGUGUCACGAUCAAGUGGUUUUGGUGCCUCAAGUGCUCACCACCUGCGACAUGACGUUGUAAUGGGCGGUGGAAGCAAUGACAUGUAUUCUUCUUCACAGCAAAAGCAGAAGCGACAACCACAAUCACACCACUACUCUCAAAUACAGCAGCAGCCAGAAAUAGUGAAUGAUCAUCAGGAGAUGGGACUCCCUCGGGAAUGGACUUAUUGACUUCUCAAACCCCCACUCUUAUGCUGUUCUUCCUUCACUAUCAUCAUAUAUAUAUAUAUAUGUAUGUGUGUGUGUGUGUGUGUGUGUGUGUAUGUAUGUAUGUAUCUCUCCAUCGUUGAUAGUGGUGUUUGAUCAAACUGUCAAAUAUGGGGUACAUAUAAAAAAGAAAAAGAAUAAAGACAAUUCAACUACUCAAGGAAUCUAGAAGAAGAGAAUUUUCUUCGUAAUAGAAAGAGAUUCUUUUAAUAAUUGUGUUUGCUCUGAAGAGGGCUGACCAUUUUUAGGUUUUAAUCCUUUUGUAAUAAUUCAGCUAUCAAGAAUGUGUUCUAGCUA